UUUUAUGCUUCCCCAUCUUUUUCUUUUUGGACAUAAACUUUGAGGUUCCUUAAUAUCGAGGUAUUAUUCUGUUGACAUCAAGACAUUCAGCAUAAUAUAGAUGCUAACUCUGAAGUGUUUGGUUGCACGAAAGUGAAGUCUAUGACAUUGCACUGGAACCAUGAUGAAAUUUCUGAGCUUUCUAAUACUUUUGACGUCAUUGUUGCAAGUGAUUGGUAUGUGAUUAAAGACUACAUUAGUUAAUUACUAUAGAUUGGAUCAAGUGCUUUAUGACAACAAAUGAUGUCUUCCCUUGUUACUCUUGGAUAGCAUGGGGCGCUAGUUAUGAUGGGUCCAGCAUUUGCAUGUACACUAAAAGUCCACACUCUCAUAUUUAUCUCAUCAAUAUCCCCUUUUUUCAUGGUUAAGAAUUUUAUAAUUUAAUCAUGCAUGGUAAUUGGACUGUGUAAAACUAUGUUUUCCAGCCACAAAUUUUUAUGGCCUGGAGAUGUCUAAUGAUCUAAGUUUUCUUCGCUGGUCAACAAAGAGUGUCUAUCCAUAGUACAGCUGCAAGGGCAUACUGAUGUUAUUUAUCUCAUUUCUUUUUCUUCAUAUGACAUCUUGACAGCACCAUCUUUAAGGAAUUCCACAAAAGCCUUGCUCGAAUUGUCCAGUGCUUAUUGAAGAAUGUGGGGUCUUCUGAAGCUAUAUUAUUCAGUCCAAAAAGAGGUGACUCUCUGGACCAGUUUCUGGAGGAAAUCAAAGAAACUGGCUUGCAUUUCAGCAUAACAGAGAACUAUGAUGCUGAAAUUUGGAAGCGCCAUCAAGGGUUCAUGAACAGUGACCAAACCUGGCCUGGCUAGUUGGACAUGGCAGGGACACGAUAAAUCAAAACAGAGAAGGGAAAAAGUCAAGAGUUCAAUAACGUCCUUUGAUGUUUGAUGGUAAAAGCCUUGUUUCUAGGAUCUCCUAUACUUUUGUAAGUUAUUCUCAAACGUUGCAAAUAAAUGUUCAUUUCUAUAGCAUUAGCACCAGCAAGUAUUAACCCUAUCUAGCCUUUGAAUGACACUUGCUUUGAAUCCUCAUUAGAGUGAGACAUUAUUCCAUUUACAUUUUCCUUUUCUGCUUAGUCAUGUACUAAAUCAUGCAUUAUGUUGCUCAAAAGCCUUAUACAGCAAUGUUUGGAAAUUUGGUACAGCGAAGUCCCAUCUGCUUCUUAUCCAUCUGUCCUAAGAAAAAGUAGUUUUGUUU
Messenger RNA from Rubroshorea leprosula, 1230 nucleotides. Lineage: Eukaryota; Viridiplantae; Streptophyta; Magnoliopsida; Malvales; Dipterocarpaceae. The record is from the annotation of a GenBank genome assembly.